This is a messenger RNA of Dendrobium catenatum, 809 nucleotides long. Its product is annotated as vacuolar iron transporter homolog 5-like. Gene Ontology annotation, cellular component: membrane. The transcript has a single exon. Gene Ontology annotation, molecular function: manganese ion transmembrane transporter activity; iron ion transmembrane transporter activity. Gene Ontology annotation, biological process: intracellular manganese ion homeostasis. The record is from RefSeq and is a predicted model, not a curated record. Bases 100 to 714 code for a protein of 204 amino acids. Lineage: Eukaryota; Viridiplantae; Streptophyta; Magnoliopsida; Asparagales; Orchidaceae.
GCUUGUGCCUGCCACACUCUUCACUUCCCUCCCUCCCUCUCCAAUCUCCAUACAAUUUCCCUUUUCCUUCUACAAUCUUCUUUCUUCCUCACAUCCCAUAUGGCCAUAAUCAAUGAGACUAAACUCUCCAUCUCCAACACAGAAAUUGAAGAACUAAACAUUGAAGAAAUCGAUUACUCAAACAGAGCCCAAUGGCUCAGAGCAGCAGUGCUUGGAGCCAACGAUGGACUGGUUUCCAUUGCUUCUCUCAUGAUAGGAAUUGGUGCCGUCAAAGAAGAUCCAAAGGCCAUGAUCUUAUCAGGUUUUGCAGGCUUAGUUGCUGGAGCUUGUAGCAUGGCAAUAGGAGAAUUUGUCUCUGUACACUCUCAGCUUGAUAUUGAACUUGCCCAGCUAAAGAGGGAGAGCAAGGUUGAAGGUUUAGCUGAUCAGCAAAGCUUGCCAAAUCCAGUUCAGGCAGCAAUGGCUUCUGCCAUGGCUUUCUCUAUGGGAGCUGCUGUGCCUUUAUUAGCAGCUGGGUUUAUAAGUAGUUAUAAGGUGAGAAUCGCGGUGGUGGCGGCAGCUGCUAGUUUGGCCUUGGCAGUAUUUGGCUGUAUUGGAGCUUUGCUUGGAAGAGCUCCAAUAGUUAGGUCAGGGUUUAGGGUUUUGAUUGGAGGGUGGGUUGCCAUGGCUGUGACCUUUGGUCUCAUGAAACUAUUCAGAUCUGGUAGACUUUGAAGUAACUGGUUAAGAAUGGUGUUUGCAUGUCCUCUACUUUUACCAUGAAGGGUCUUUGAUAUUUGUUUCUGAUAUUAUGCCAAGAAAAACAAAUA